Messenger RNA from Anopheles cruzii, 5511 nucleotides. Its product is annotated as protein Gawky-like. Gene Ontology annotation, cellular component: P-body; nucleoplasm. Bases 4 to 4680 code for a protein of 1558 amino acids. The transcript is spliced from 8 exons. Gene Ontology annotation, molecular function: RNA binding; protein binding. Lineage: Eukaryota; Metazoa; Arthropoda; Insecta; Diptera; Culicidae. The record is from RefSeq and is a predicted model, not a curated record. Gene Ontology annotation, biological process: miRNA-mediated post-transcriptional gene silencing; positive regulation of nuclear-transcribed mRNA poly(A) tail shortening.
GCGAUGAAUGCACCCAACAAGGAUUGCGUUGCUGAAGGGCCCACUUACGCUUCUACGAUUUCAGCCAGCAACAACGAUACUGGCGUUAGUGAUGAGACCGCCAUCGCGGCAAAACGCCAUACCGACAAGCAGCCACCAGCAAAAGCCCACAUGGAAACUGUGACACGGAAAUGUGAUUUAAUUGAUUACCUGAUUAAUGUUAGAAGUAGCGUAGCGCAGUCAUCAACGGCAAAGGGUGGCGACUAUUAUACGCCUUUCGAGCAGCUGGUUCGCUGCGGCGACUGGGAACGCUGCGUGCGAAAGUGGUGCGAGUGGGCCGCCUGUCCCAUGCCGCGCAUGCGGCUCUGCGGCGGUGGUGAAGAUUCCAUCAUCAACGGUACCAGCGCCUGGGGGACGCCACCAUCCGCCACCAGCAACGGCACUGCCAAUGCCUGGGGUAUGCUUCCCAACCACCAGCAGCAGCAGCAGCAGCAGCAGCAGCAGCCACAACCGAUGCACCUUCCGAAUGCCAAUUGCGUUGCCAACAACAAUGCAGCCAAUGCAGGUGCGGGCAACGUCGGUGCUAAUAGUGCGGAUCCCAAAAAUCAGCAGCUCGAGCAGCUGAACACGAUGCGUGAGGCACUGUUUGCGCAGGACGGUUGGGGCUGUGAGCAUGUCAAUCAGGACACCAACUGGGAGGUGCCCGGAUCGCCGGAACCACAGUCGGGUGGUGGUGGUGGUGGAAGCGGGUCCAAUGGCCCGGCGGCCAACGCUGUACCGAAGCCGGCCGAUGGGCGGCUGGGUCCGAAUGGUGGUGGUGGCGGCGGCGGCGGCACCUGGAAGGUAACGAACAUGAACACCGGAACGGAGCUGUGGGAAACGAAUCUACGCAACGGUGGUGGUCAGGUGCCACCACACCACUCGCACCACCAACAGCAGCCGAAAGUGGCCUCGGCGCCCUGGGUGCCGACGAAUAAUCUCGGCGGCACGUGGAUGGAGGAGGAUGAUUCUCUCACCGGGGCCGGUGCUGGGCCGGGAGCGGUAGCCGUAGCCGAAGCGGUCGGUCCGGUGUGGAACGGAAGUGCGGCUGCAAUUGUUGCCGGGACAGCCGGACCGCUCGUCGGAGGAGGCGGUCCACCCGGGACCGGUUCGUGGGGUGGUGGUGGCAGCAAUGCUGCGGGAUGGCCACCGGGUGGUGGAAACGGUCCCCUGUCAGGAGGGCCAUCCAUCCAUCCACAAACGAUGGCCGGUGUGAAGCAAGGUCUGAGCGACUGGAGUGCCGUUGGUGGAGCAUCGGUCGGCAUCGGUGGUCCCGGUGGAGUCGUUACGGGAUGGACGAAUGAUGGACGCACGGUGGCAGCACCGUCGACCGGCGGUUUCAACAUGGCUGCGCCGGCUGGUAUCGCUCAAUCCGCCGGUCCGUCCGCUCCCGGUCUCGUGGAUAGUACGGGACUGAACCGAGGUGGCGGUGGUGGAGAGCUGCGAGGUGAUCCGCGUGGUAUUUCUGGCCGUCUGAAUGGUGGUGCGAUGCCGGUCGGUGGCAUGUGGGGGGGUGCCGGAGGAGAGCAUGUAGCGAGCCUGUUGGGUGGUGCGAACAAGAUUCCUUCAAUGUCCGCUGGUCAACCGUGGGGCGGCAGCGGCGGAACGGCAACGAAUGGCGGUGCUAUCGUGUCGCAGAGCAAAAUUCCCUCCGGAUGGGGCGACGAGCCGCCAGGUGGUGGUGGAAGGCCAUCAUCGCUAAGCGAUGACCAGAUGGGACGUGGCGGCCAGCAACCGGGCAAUGGCGGUGACCCCCUGUCUAAAACGAUACGAAUUGGGGAAUGUAUGAAACUUGCGCUGAGUCCAUUGACCGAGGAUGAUUUAGCGUGGCCCCCCCGCCGACCCCCCCUCCAACACCCCCUCAUCAGUACGUGGGAACCCGUACGUGAGUCAAACGUUUGGGGUGAAGGUGACGGACCGUGGAAUGCGGAUCUGGGACCAGGUGGGAAUGCUGCUGGUGGCUGGAGUAAAACGCCAACCACGCCCAAGUCCGGAGGCAGCGCCGGUUGGCCCGAUCCGGGAUCCGAUCUUUCGACGGCCGGUGCUAUGGAUUGGUGUCGGGGGGGCAGCAAAUCGGGCGUGACCCCGGGACUAAACAAAUCGCCGAGUAAUCCGCUCGAGUACAUUCGCGCCAGCAAGGCAUUCUGGGUGCUGUGCCAGAUGGGCCACAAGAAGGAGGAAGUGGAGUUUGCGCUCCGAACAACGGACAUGAAUAUCGAAGAAGCGAUGGAGCUGUUGCGCCACCGUGUAGCUGCCGGUGGCUGGCGUCGGCCGCAGCUCGACGAUCAUCACGCCACCGGCAUUGGCGGAGGCAUGGCGUUCGAUGGGCCGUUCUCAGGCCCGCGUAUACCGCCACCUAAUCACGCGGCCGGUGGCCUCGCUUACUCGCAGAACAAUCAAGUAAUGCUUAACAACAUCGCCGGUGGACCGGGUGGCCACGGUGGUCUGGAAGGGGCCGGUGGACCGGCCAACCUCGUCGCACUCAAUAACUAUAAGUAUCUCUCGCAAGGAUCCGCCGGGACCAUAACCGGAGCACAUCCGUCUUUCAAUCACAAUUCCUUACUCCCGCCCGGCGGCGGCGACGGCGGACGAAGCCAGCAACCUCAAGCGGCAGCACUCCAGCAGCAGCACCAUCAGCAGCAGCAGCAGCAACAGCAGCAGCAGCAGCUGGCUGCAGCAGCCGCGGCACAACCAUCCAACGAGCAGCUUCGCCAGCUCUUGCAGCAUAUCCGGCUUGCGGUGCAAAAUGAUUAUCUCAACCAUCAGAUCCUGAACCAACCGGUAGCGCCCCAGACACCCAUACUGCUGAACCAGUUUCUCAAUCACAUCAAGCAAAUUGAAUUGACGCAAAGUAAUCUGGCGCACAGUAACGCCACAGGCGGUGUCAGUGCCGCACAGCGCACCCUGACGAUCAACAAGCUUAAGUCGAAGGCAGCACUGCUGCAGCAGCAGAUUGCUGCCCAGCAGAGCGUUUGCCUAAGCCGGCAGCAGCAGCCAGGACACCAGGGUGCGAUGCCACCGCCAUCGCUGCUGUCCUCGGGUCCCGGUGGUGCCCCUGGAAUGGACUUCCUACGGCAUCAGCAGGAUCUCAUGGCACUGCAGAGCAACUUUGCUGAGCUGGCGCUCGGCAAAGACGCGCUAAUGACAUCCUCCAACACCGUCGGUGGCGGUGCCUUUCCUCAGGUGCCGGUCUCACUUGCACCGCACGCUUCCGUGGCCACCGCGCCCCACGGUGGUGGAUCGCCGGCGGCGGCGGAGGCUGCCGCUGGAGGCAAUGGCAGCAACAGCAGCAGUAGCACUAGUCAGCAGUCUCGGCUAAACCAGUGGAAGCUACCUUCCCUCGACAAGGAGCCGGGAACCGCCGGGAAGGAUGAUCUCACCGAUUUCUCUCGUGCCCCCGGACCGACGGCUAAAUCAACCUCGGCUGCCAGCACCAAUUUAAGCUCUCUAGGUCUCGUGCAGGAUGGAACCUGGACAGCUGGGCGUACAAAUCUGGCCGACGGUUGGCCGGAGCAAACAACGGGUGAACCUGACAGCAAAGACUGGACGACCACAAACACCUCGUCACAGGACAAUUCCACUUUCACCGAUUUAGUACCUGAGUUUGAGCCGGGAAAACCGUGGAAGGGAACGCAGAUGAAAAUCGAAGACGACCCUAGUAUUACCCCGGGCAGCGUGGCCCGUUCGCCGCUUUCAGUUGCCACCGCCAAAGACUCCGAACUGUUUGCCGUGUCCGAUAAGGUCUCACCCUCGUCGUCGUCGGUGGCCGAUGGUGGUGGGGGGCUCAAUGUUACGUCUUCUGCCUGGAGCUUCAACGCCGCCGGUUCGUCGUCGCCCGUGUCGACGGGAGCUCUGUCCGUGACCGGAGCGUCCGCAUCCGUUUGGCCCGAUAGUACCGCCGGCGCAGGCGGCGGCGAUGUUUGGUGCACUCCGAUCGGAAAGACGGCCACUCGGGGACCGCCACCCGGUUUGGGUGGCAGUGCCAGCAACAAAACGGUGUCCGGUAGUAGUACCGGUACGGUUGGUGGUGGAAAUGGUUGGUCGGGCGGAACCAGUGUUCAGUGCGGUACAGCUAGAAAUGGAGUACUGCGGUACAGCACUGCUACAGGCUGGACAACCGGAACAUCAUGGUUGUUACUGAGGAAUUUAACUUCACAGAUUGAUGCAUCGACGCUCCGCACCUUGUGCAUGCAACACGGCCCCAUUUUAAGCUUCCACCCAUAUCCGGCCCAAGGACUGGCGCUGUGUCGUUACACGACGCGUGACGAGGCGACCAAGGCCCAGCAGGCGCUAAAUAACUGUCCGCUCGGCGCGAGUACGAUCAGCGCCGAGUGCCCGAGCAGCGACGCCGAAGUGCAAACGUAUUUGCAGCAGCUGGGCGUUUCUGUGGCGGCCACCAAUGUCGCUGUGAGCAAUGCCAGCAGUGGUGCGGACAGCAGCAUUUCCAACUUAUCGUCCCAAUCCUGGCGCCAAGGCAGCUCUGCGAGUGCCACAGGUGGCACCGAUACGUGGGGUUCGGGAUGGCCGAUGGGAGCAGGUGACCCGGGAAGCGUCACCGGUGGCGCUAAUCUUUGGGCACCCCUCGACGCCGCUGACCAUGGAACAGCCUCGAGUUUGAAUUCGUUUCUACCGGAUAGUCUUCUCGGGCCGGAGUUAAAUUAAGUCCGGUCCGCGACGGAUAGGCGGCGACCAUAUUGUUGUGGCGCGAGGCAUGAUGAAGCAGGGACGACGUGUGACGUACCAAACGUUCCGCGAAAGAAUUAGUUUUGUACUUUAUCGUUUCAGUAGAAAAGCCGCCAUCUAUUUGCAACAAUAUUUCGCAGCGAUAUAACAAAAGCUUCCUUCCAAGUUACAAGUUUCUUAACGGUUUCUUCAGUGGCUCCCACCAGCAUCGGUUUGUCGGAUGUCAAGAUUCUCAAUCUUUUUCCAUUUUAUUUGUGCACAAACGGUGUAGUUUCUGUUGAAAAAUAUGUAUGACCACAGUCUAUGGGGAAACAUGAAUUGUUCGACGCUUCAUACCUAACGAUACCCUAGCACUGGUCGGUUCGGCAAGACUCUGCGCCAACAGUGAGAUUUCAACGAGCAGAGAUAAAAGGAACCACAUUCGAAAUAUGCGCCCAAUGAACGAAAGGCAAAGCACGGUUAAGAAGCGUGUGCAGCAGAUGCUCAGACAAAAAUUGUAGCUCUAUUGUAGUGAUUCCAGAAAACACUCUCUGAAUGCACGGUACAAUGAGCGAAAAGCAUGCUGUCCGUACGGAGAACUAUGAUAAAUGCACCGGGCGCUGGCUACCAGCGCACUCCCACUGCAAAUUGCUAAUGAAAGCAAAUGAAUAAAUAUUUAUUAAUUUUAAUAUACACAUCUUGCAAGUGGCACGCGGCUGCUGCUGCUGCUGCUGAUGAAGAUGAACAAUGAAGGAACCCAUUAGAUCUACUAUAUUAUAAAAGUAUACAUAAAUGUUAUGGAAUUAUUUUUGAAAUUAUUUAGAAAUAAUG